AACCUCACAAAAUAAAAGGCCCUUCAAAACCCUAACCCUUUCUUUCAUUUCUUGUUUAUCGUGUCUUUCUUCAUCAGUCGCAGCGCCUCCCCACUUCAAACCACCAAAAGCGUUCGGCAAUGGGGAUCGAUUUAGUCGCAGGAGGUAAGAGCAAGAAGUCCAAGAGGACAGCUCCCAAAUCCGAUGAUAUUUACCUCAAACUCCUCGUCAAGCUUUAUCGUUUCCUUGUAAGAAGAACUGGGAGCAAAUUCAAUGCUGUGAUAUUGAAACGCUUGUUUAUGAGCAAAGUUAACAAGCCUCCACUAUCACUCUCUAGGCUUAUUGAGUUCAUGAAGGGAAAGGAGGAUAAGAUUGCUGUGGUAGUUGGGACAGUGACAGAUGAUAUAAGGGUUUAUGAGGUUCCAGCUUUGAAGGUUACAGCUCUUAGGUUUACUGAGACUGCUAGAGCUAGGAUUGAGAAGGCUGGUGGAGAAUGCUUGACUUUUGACCAGCUUGCUUUGAGGGCUCCUUUGGGUCAGAACACGGUUCUCCUCAGAGGUCCAAAGAAUGCCCGUGAAGCAGUUAAACACUUUGGUCCGGCUCCUGGUGUGCCUCACAGCCACACUAAGCCAUAUGUGCGCUCAAAGGGAAGGAAGUUUGAGAGGGCUAGAGGAAGAAGGAACAGCAAGGGAUUUAGGGUUUAAGAUGACAUUAGUAUUUCAUUGUGAGGCCUGUCUGUCAUUUAUUACUGCAAACCAAAUUUUGGUAGACUUUAGGUUUCUCUGUCAGUUGUUUACUUGCUUAUGUUUACUUCAUGUUGGAUUGUUUAAUGGCCGGUUUGAGGAUCAAUCUUUCCUAUGCUACAAAGUCGCGUGGUUAAGCAUUUUUAAUGGAGUUAUAUUUUACUAUGGAAUUAUUCUCUGGUUAA
Molecule: messenger RNA, 907 nt
Organism: Theobroma cacao (cacao)
Lineage: Eukaryota; Viridiplantae; Streptophyta; Magnoliopsida; Malvales; Malvaceae
Product: Ribosomal protein L18e/L15 superfamily protein
Biological process (GO): translation
Cellular component (GO): cytosolic large ribosomal subunit; ribosome
Molecular function (GO): structural constituent of ribosome; RNA binding
Source: RefSeq, a predicted model, not a curated record